Molecule: messenger RNA, 2641 nt
Organism: Copidosoma floridanum
Lineage: Eukaryota; Metazoa; Arthropoda; Insecta; Hymenoptera; Encyrtidae
Product: actin nucleation-promoting factor WAS
Biological process (GO): actin filament organization
Molecular function (GO): actin binding
Source: RefSeq, a predicted model, not a curated record
AUAGCAAACGUCUCCAAAACAUACCUAGGUUCCUAUACUUAUUGCCCUCUCUACCACGCAGAUGACGUUGACGUGACGUAUUGACAUUCACGCAGUACCGCGGUCCGGUGAUCCUCGACGUUCGUGCUGUUUUGUGUUGGAUCUCACGGCUGUUAAUAAUAAUUAAUUAUUGCGGCCGCGCCAGGUCAACAGUUCCAAGCUGGAGCUUCCAGCCGAUGACGACAUGGUUGUCACCAACCUAACCCUCAUUACUCCUUCAGUAACUCACCAAGCUCACGUCUGACUCAAGAUGACGAUGACGACAACGACGUCGACCAAGUGAAGUGUGAUAGUUACAGCAGUAAGUUAUUAUAAUAGGGAGGAUGAAGUCGGGCAGCGUCACCGAGCACCGGGGCUCCGUUCUUCUCAAACCCGAGGAGAACGAGCAGAUCUUUCGAUUGAUCGGCAAUCGCUGUCAGUGCCUUGCUGCAGGUAUAAUUCAAUUAUACAUGACGGAAUCCCCCAGACAUCAUGAGUGGAUUAAAAAGAAUACAGGAAUAAUUACUUUGAUAAAAGACCCUUUUAAACGCAGUUUUUUUCUGAGGCUAUAUUGCAUUCAACGGAAAGCCAUGCUGUGGGAGCAUGAAAUUUAUAAUUCAAUGGAUUAUCAGGCUCCAGAAGCAUAUUUCCAUACUUUUGAAGCAGAAGACUAUAUGGCUGCAUUUAAUUUUGCCAGUGAAACCGAUGCUUUUGUCUUGAGGAAUAUUCUUCUUGAAAAACUAAAUAAUACAGCCAGACGUAGAAACGAAAAGCUUUCAAGGAUGGAAAUGGGAAAUCAAAGGGGACUAGGAGAUCAAAUUAAAAACCAAAGUAUUAGCACACCUUCUCUGGGUUUGACUCCAAAUAUGCCUAAUAAUUUGUCAAAUGGCUCGCCCCUGUCUAUGAAUGUCAACAGAAGCCUAACAAACAUUUCUAUAGGUAAAAAUAAAAAGAAAAAAAAGAGUCACGAUGAAAAAAAGAAAUUAACUACAAAUGAUAUUGGAUUACCAUUCGAUUUUAGGCAUGUUGAACACGUCGGGACUGAUUUGAAUGAUUGCCGGGUAAUGGAACCAGAAUUAAAAGCAUUUUUUGAAAAAAUAGGAGUUUCAGAGAACCAUUUAAAUAACAAAGAAACGCGAGAAUUUAUUUACGGUUUUAUUGAGAGUCACGGUGGAAUGAGUGCUGUCAAAAAAGAAAUAGUACCAUCCUCAACAAUUGUACAUCAACAAGAAGUGCCAAAACCUCAGCCAAAAUCAGAACCGCCACCACCUGUACCAGCAAGAACACUACUACCCAGCACAAAUACAUAUUCAAAUAAUAGUCAUCAAAGGAAAGCUCCACCAUUACCGCCAAUUCAAACUCAAAGUCAGCUUCCCCCAGCGCCUCCAAGUGCGCCUCCAGUGCACAGAACACUUCCAUCAAGGCCGCCUCCUCCUCCAGCAGCAGCUGCUGCUUGUGCGCCCACGUUACCGCCUCCUCCGCCCCCACCGCCAAUGCCAGAAGAACCUCCAAAAGCUGUUGUAAAUAAUCCACCUCCCCCACCAAUGCCCAAUCUAGCAAGUAAUCAAGGAGACAUGGACAACAGUAACGAUAAUAAGUAUGGUAGUCCAGAUCCAAGAUCUAUGCUUAUGGAGUCCAUAAGAUCCGGAAUUUCUCUUAAAAAAGUAAAUAGGGAUGAAACGAAAUCGCCCACUACGUCGAAUCCAAGAAAUAACCUGUUGGAUGAAAUUCGUCAAGGAAUUACAUUGAAACCAGUUGCGAAUGAACCAAGACCCAACAGUGCUACGCCAAAUUUAGCGGAAGGCGGAUUGGCUGCAGCGCUCACCAGGGCACUGGCCGAACGCUCAAGAGUAAUGUACAGUGAGAGUGAAGAUUCAAGUGACUUUAGUGAUAAUGACGAUGAAUGGAAUGAUUAGAAGAUUACGAAUGGUCUGUUGGAUUGUGAUAUGUAUGGAUUUGAAAUAAGUUUUUCCUUACACAUGGAAGUACUAACGUCAUUACCACAAAACAAAGCGGUUGUAAAAAAAAAAAAGAAAAAAAAAGACUCAUAUUGAUGUCGAUAGUAGUUAUCAAGUUAUUACCGAUCUAAUAAGUAUUAUUUAUGCUGUUAUUCUAAACGGUAAAGUAAAUUUUUGUUUUGUAAAAUAUACAUUUUAUAUGUAUACAGACAUGUAUAUAACAGAUAGAUAAGUUUUAAUACAUACCUUUAAGAAAUUUGAAUUCAUAAUCGAUUGAUUCAGACUAAGAAUGUAAUUAAAAGUAGAUACGACUUUCAAAAUUUAUCUCCUGUCAGUGCUAAAUCUAUAAAAAGUCAAAAAAUUUUGAAGCCUACUUUACCUGAGUUUAGAAAAAAUCGCGCUUCGCAACAUUUUUCCUGUCAGUGCCUAAUGUGUUUUUACUUGAAUUGAUUAUUAUACGCACAAAUAUGCGUAAAUUGUGUUACUCAUUGUUAUCCUAUCAACGACGUAUCUUUCUUUAUGAUUCGUUAUUAGGAAAUUAAAUAUUAUUAAUGAAAAAAAAGUCUCGCCCCUUUGUAUCAACAUAUUCUUCAAACAGGCUAGUCUUUAAGUUCGUCAGCGAAUACCAUCGUAAAAAUUAACAUAACUGAAAAUAGUUUUCAUAA